Molecule: messenger RNA, 1221 nt
Organism: Cimex lectularius (bed bug)
Lineage: Eukaryota; Metazoa; Arthropoda; Insecta; Hemiptera; Cimicidae
Product: zinc finger CCCH domain-containing protein 10-like
Exons: 5
Coding region: 16-1176 (386 amino acids)
Molecular function (GO): metal ion binding
Source: RefSeq, a predicted model, not a curated record
GUUGGCUACACUGGGAUGAUAUUCAAAUUAAGGCGGAAAACAAUUGACCAAUGGAGUUUUUUGUUUGUAUUAAAAGGCUUAGUUGAAAAUAUGACGUUAGCAUUGGCUCGAAUCGAGUUAGUCGGUUCGAUACUUCGAUCCCAAAUGAAAACAAGAUGGUGUGAUGAUGCGCUCGGUCCCGUCUUUAAUGGUUUGAAGUAUCCGAGGAGGGUUAAAACUUCGAAAAACCUCCCUUUAGUCUCGGAAAAGGGGAAAAAGUCCCUUAGAAAGGGAUUUUCAAUAAUUCCGGGUCGAAAAGCCGACAUGAAGCCGGACGAGAAAGAGAAGAGGGUCGUCUGCCGAGACUUCCUCAAAAACGCCUGCGGACGCGGCGACGUCUGCAAGUACCUUCAUCCCAAGGAGAAAUACGUCUUCUGCCACGACUACCAGAACGGAAAGUGUUUCAGGGAGAUGUGCGCUUUCGUCCACUGUUCCAGGGAAGACGAGGAACACUACACGCAGACGGGCGACCUGCCGCCUCAUAUUCAACAAUUGGUCGACAAACCUCGUCUAAAUGUGAAAGAGCUGGCUUCCGAUUCGACACCAAUGUGCAAGGAUUUCCUGAAGGGCGAGUGCGACAGGGACAACUGCAAGUACAGGCAUGUGCACACUGGGUGCCUCAUGUCUUUCAAUGACUGUCUUUCAAAGAGGAGGCGAGUGGAAUUGGAGUACGUUGGACAGCAGUAUUGGACUGUCGAGGAUGAAAAUGCCUUCCUUAGGAAGACGGUCGCUGAGCUCAGAAAACGGGUCGACGACCUUCAAGCAACGAAUGAAUUUCUUCUCGAGCAAAAUGCGCAAAUGCGACUUACAGAUAAGACACAAGGUCUUACUGCGGUUACCGUACCGGCAGCUGUGACGAUCACAAAUGGCCAGAUCCAGCCACAAGUGAGCGCGGCGAUACGCACCGUCACGGCCAGCGUAGCGACCGUGCCUGUCAGCAUCGCUGCAGUUGCAGCAGGUACCCCUGUUUCGAUCGCAACGGUCUCGAUGGCACCGGUCAUACCAGCGCCUUCCGUCACCGUCGCCCAACACCAGGACGGCAGCGAAAGCACGGAGACGGCGCAGACCAUACUCAGCACGACCGGCCCUCUCGUCUCAUAUCCGAUCGUCGCAAGGCCAGUCCUCCCAAAUCUAUAAACAAAAAGAUGCCAAAAAGGGUCUUUUAUCUUUUAAACAAAUAUA